Messenger RNA from Leptinotarsa decemlineata (Colorado potato beetle), 1205 nucleotides. RefSeq names its product PHD finger protein 21A. The record is from RefSeq and is a predicted model, not a curated record. Lineage: Eukaryota; Metazoa; Arthropoda; Insecta; Coleoptera; Chrysomelidae.
AAAACCUUGUUAGAACGCUUAAGGGAUGAAUACAAAGCUUAUCAGAAAUCGAUAAAAACCAAUUUCAUUAAACAUGGAAUAGAAGAACGAAGAUUCAAUCUCACCAACGCUCUGAAUCGAGCAAGAAAACAAAAUAUUGUAGUUCGUUCUGCCUCUGCUACCUCUUCUUCGGAAGAUUCCAAUGAAAUUUUAUCGGCACAGUGUUCUCCUGAAUCCCAAGCUCGUCCGCUCGAACCUCAAGACGUAUCACAGGCUGAAUUUCUUCACUACUUUGGCUUGGGUUCUCAUGAGGUAUACAAAGAAAUGCAGAACAAGAGAGCAGAAAGGAAAAGGAGAAGUACCGCUAACCCUCAAUUUUUGUAUGGAAAUAAAGGUUGGGAUUUUUUGACCCACAAUAAACGCAAGCGUAACGCCUUUUUAAUCUCACCAAUUUCGCCACCGCAUACUCGUCAAUCAGUUAAAAAGAGACAAGAAAGAAACUCACCCCCAUUAACAGGAACAACGUCAACACAGAAGUCUGAACAGAUUGCAAAUAAGGCUGUAUUCAGUUCUUUUCCAUCAAUUCCAAAUCUACCCAGUGGAUUGAUAAUUGAAAGGGUGAGCCCUGGCAGUUCAUCGCCUGAUUCCAAAACUUGUACUGUGUGCAAACAGUCAGGAAAUCUAUCUACUUGUGAGGUGUGUACCAAUGGCUUCCACAUAAGUUGUCACAACCGUCCUUUAACCCAUACACCCCGGCAGUGCCCAAAAUGUUUGACCAAGGAAACAAGAACUAUAGGAUCCCUCAAUGUGCCUUCUGGAAUGAGUGUAUCCUAUGUUACUCCCACAGAAGUUUCAGGUUAGAAAAUUCGAUGAAAAAAUUAAUGAAAAAAAGGACUUAGAAGAGAAAAAACAGAACUUGACAGCAGAAUUAACACAACUUCAAAACCGCCAUUCCCAAUUGACAAUUUCCUUGAGAAAUCAGAAAUCGGAGCAAGAUCAACUUCGGAGCUCACAGCAAAGUACAGAAGAAAAAAUUAAAGAAAUUCUUACUUUCAUUGAUCGUAUGCAGAACCCAGUUAUUAGUAAUGAAAUAUCUGAAUCGUGAUUGUAAAUAAUGUUGUAGUUUCUGUUUUUUUGAUAUUAUUUUUGAUAUAUCUAUAUUAAGACUGACCGAUUGAUUGUAUUGAAAGUAAAUUUCUAUAAAAUAAAUAAUUUUGUUAAAAAUG